GCGCAGGGGGCUGACGGUGUCCCCGCCGUCCUCUCCCCGGAGGGGACGGCGGGGACACCGUCAGCCCCGGCUGGGUGGGGCCGGGCGGGCUGCGGUGCUGUCUGCCAGCCCGGUGCGCGCCGCUCUGCGAUUGCGGGCGAUCCGGUGAUGUGAGUUAUUUCUGCGUUAAAACCUAUCGAAUGGUGAUCUGCGGGUGGGUUGAGAGCGCGGCUGUGCCCCCGGUCCUCCCCAAGGCCCCGGCCGCGUCGCUUUUGCUGUCACAGCGCACAGAACCUGCUCUGUGUAACUUUGUACCCGCAGCGGGCACCGCCUAUUCGAGCCUUAAAGUGCGGUGACCGAAAAGCAAAGUGAGGGGGAAACGUCUUUAACUCUGUUACUGUUUCACAGCUUUAGGUGAGCGCAGAAAUGGCUCCCUUCGAAAAUAAAGGACUAAUACUGGGCAUAAUGGCAGGGACCGCUGGAAUAAGCCUGAUGCUGAUUUGGUACCAUAAAAACCGAAAACGUCAUGCACUUUUGCGCUUACCUGCGCUUCUAGAUGGAGGUAACAGGCUUAAUUCUAUGGGUUUGCAAAAUGAAGCUCCUAAUGAGCAAGGAGAGGUGAUGGUUUUACACAGAAGGCAACUGCAGAUACUAGAGAAGCUGAAUGGCUUGCUACUGAGCGUGGAAGAACUCAAGAGAGAGGUGAAAUUCCUGAAAGAAGCUAUUCCAAAGCUUGAAGAGCUCGUUCGAAAUGAACUUCAAGGGAAGGGAGAUGUUCAGAGAGUCAGCCCAUCACACAGAGCAACAAAGCGGAGAAAAGUUGAAACAGCUUCUGGUGCAACUGAAACUACCAGCUCUGAGGAGGCUGAAAGUGAAGGAGGUUAUCUUACAGCUUACACUGAUUCUGAAGGAGACUCUGAGGAAGAAAAGGGAUGUAUGAAAUCGCCCGAUGCCAUUGUGAAAUCAGAAGAAGAAGAAGAGUUAUUUAAUCUUUUACAGCAGGUGGACAAUUUGCACAAGGGUUCAGAGAAUGAUAAAAAAGAGGCCUUCAGAUUGCUGAUUGAGAAAAAUGACAAGUAUGAAAACUAUGUGGACUUCCUUUGGAGACUUGUGCGUGCCUAUGGAGAUCUGUUUGAGAUGACUACUGACACCGAGGAGAAGAGGAAAUAUGUUACUGAUGGAAAGAUUAAAGCUGAAAAGGCUGUUCAGCUGGAUGCUAAGAGUGCUGAAAGUCACCAGUGGUUUGCAAUUAUGUGUGGCUAUAUGUCUCAGUUUGAAAGUAUACAAAACAAAAUCAGGAAUGGUUAUCUCUUUAAGGAGCACCUAGACAAAGCAAUUGAACUUAAUCCUCGAGAUCCUUUGUUAUAUUACCUAAAUGGAAGAUGGUGCUAUUCAGUAGCUCAGUUAUCUUGGAUUGAAAAGAAGGUAGCUACUGCUCUCUUUGGGACUCCGCCAACUUCAACAGUAGAAGAAGCACUGCAGAAUUUCCUUAAGGAUUUCAGUAGAAGCCUUUCUUGUUUGAGGUGGUGAAAUUACGUUUGUGGAGAAGCAGAAAAGAAAGCUCUGUCAUAUAGGUCUGUGUUCCAGGGCAUUCUACUUGAAUGGACAGUUAUGAGAAAACACCACACAAAUAAAACAAACCUGUCUUUCAGUUCUUUUGUAUGAGUCAUUUCUACUUCUGGAGCUGAAAAAUACAAAUUUUUCACUUGACCGAAUAAAAAGCGUAAACUUCCAUCACUGCAAUUACUUUCAGAGAGUUUCUCAAAAGGAUUGGACAAGCAUAUUUUCUUCACUAUCAAAAGUGCUUGUUUUCUGUGUUCUUAGUCUGUUUAAAGAUGGAAUGAUCUCCUGAGUUUUGGACAAUGUGAUACAUUACCAUCUUCCGAGUUUAAGAGAUUUUAUCUUUAAUGUCAAACUCCAAAGGGGGUAGAAAUAAUUUGAAACAUUCACUUUAGCUUCAGGGUAUUUCGUGGUGGGCUGCGGUUUUCAGUCACUUUCUGCAACAAAAAUUAAAUUGCUGCCUAGAAGACAACUGUUUGGGUUUCUUUUUUCAGUUGUUUUGACAGUACACAGUUGUAGUGAAAGCAGCAUUGUUUUGGUCCAAGGAUUACAGCUACUAUUUAUUUCACUGAUGUAAUUUUUCUCCCACCAAAGCUGUUUGUUGAUUAAAGCUACUUCUUGGCUAGUAGAGAAUUGGUAAGGUUUUUACUCAUCUUUCAAACAUCUACAUCCUUGACGUGUUUUAAAAGGAAGACAAUCUUGAACUAUUUUAAUGAUCUGAACUUUUCAGAAGGUGGUAAUGAGAAAAGAAAGGUGAACCCAGAGCUAGAAGAUACAGGUCUGUGAAAGAAAACUAAUUAUAAAGUUGAUGAACACAGUUCAUUACUCAUUACAGGAAGUAUGGGUGGUUGGUUGCUUGUUCGUUUCCUUGAUGAGUAAAUAAAUAAUAAUCUAGAGAGUGCACUGUCUUCCAACCCACUGUGGAAAUGAAUGAAUCCACUAGAUAAUCUAUAGAAUGAUCCAGUAUCUUUACAAAGUGCUUAUGGAGACAGGAGAACAAGAAGUACAGAAUGUUUUUACGUGUUCGAUAUCACCAUGUCCUGUGCCUAUGUUAGGGUUUGGGUUUGGGGGUUUCUUCUUUCCAUGAGGGUUUUUUGAAUUGCUAAACAAAUCAUGAUGCACACAGUAGGGGUGAUUCAGUCUGGUGUUUGAGGAAGCUUAAUGCACUACUAAAAA
This is a messenger RNA of Cuculus canorus (common cuckoo), 2715 nucleotides long. RefSeq names its product regulator of microtubule dynamics 2 (gene RMDN2). Gene Ontology annotation, molecular function: microtubule binding. NCBI's taxonomy places the organism in Eukaryota, Metazoa, Chordata, Aves, Cuculiformes, Cuculidae. Bases 406 to 1509 code for a protein of 367 amino acids. Gene Ontology annotation, cellular component: cytoplasm; mitotic spindle pole; spindle microtubule. The transcript is spliced from 8 exons. The record is from RefSeq and is a predicted model, not a curated record.